Molecule: messenger RNA, 1855 nt
Organism: Danio aesculapii
Lineage: Eukaryota; Metazoa; Chordata; Actinopteri; Cypriniformes; Danionidae
Product: B-cell receptor CD22
Exons: 9
Coding region: 162-1436 (424 amino acids)
Source: RefSeq, a predicted model, not a curated record
GUAUACACACACAGACAGGUUGAUAGAUAUAGAUAAAAUAAACGAGUGCUCUGUGUCUGGAAGAGGAGGAGGGUUUUUCUCGGACAGAGGAAGUGAAGCAAUCUUGAAAAGCUCAUACAUCAUCACAGUACUCAAACCCUGCAGACUGAAGCAAAGCAAGAAUGUUUUGCGUUUUCGCUCUGAUUUUUCUGCUUGUGAUUCCUGGGAUUUGCAGCCAGAAAUGGCAUGUUCAGUACUCAAAAAUGGCAAUAUGUGCUUUAAAGGGUUCAACAGUACAAUUAUCAGGCAGUUAUAAACACCCAGAUGGUCUCACUGUGACAGAGAUAUUUUGGACUGUAAAUCCAAAACGAGGGGAAGCCAUCAAUCUGCUGGAUAAUCCAGAUUACACAGGCAGAGUUGAGUUCUUUCAUAAAGAAAACUUUUUUUUUCUCAAACUCAGUAAUGUGAGACAUGAAGAUGAAGGACAGUACUGCAUCAGAAUUGAGACAAAGGUAGAAAUAGAGCAAUAUCUGGGUUAUCCUGGGACUGAGCUCACAGUGACAGAUCUCAGAGUGGAGACUCCUGAAGAGGCUGUUGAAGGAGAGUCUCCAGUCUUAACUUGUAAAAGCUCCUGCAAUCUCAGCAGCACAAACUUCAGCUGGUAUAGAAACGGCGAGUCUUUCCCAGAAUCGGAGCGUCAGAAUCAGCUGAUUCUGAAGUCGGUCAGCAGAGGAGAUGCUGGAAACUACAGCUGUGCAGUGAGAGAUCUGAAUCAUCUGCCAUCUCCUGCUCUCACGCUCAACAUCAGAUAUCCUCCAAAGAGCGUCUCAGUGUCCGUCAGUGGAUCUGCUGUAAUAGUGUCUGGAGAUUCAGUGACUCUGAGCUGCAGCAGCGACUCAAACCCUCCUGCUGUCAACUUCAGCUGGUUUAAAGAGAAUCAAAGCUCAGCUGUUGGAUCUGGACAGAGUUUCAGCAUCUCCAGCUUUAACUCCAGUCACAGUGGACGAUACUACUGUGAGGCUGAGAAUAAAUAUGGCUCUCAGAGGUCAGCGUCUGUGUCUUUAACAGCUACAGAUGGCCAAAAUACACUUCUGUACGCCGCUGCUGUUGGAUUGGGGGCUGCUUUCAUCUGCAUCUGCACUAUUAUUGUGGCACUAAAGAUCAUAAGAAGGAAGACAGAAGACGCAGAAGUCCAAGGUGACUUAUCAAAACAGGAAAACAAGAGCACAUCAGUGAUGGAUCAGAUGAACUCAUGUAAUCCAGAUCCAGACGUCUGUCAAAAAAAACCCAAAGAGCAUCAAACUGCAGGAGAUGAGGAUGAUGUUCAGUACGCCAGUGUUUAUCACGUCAGAAAUGCUGACAAAACGACUGUAGAGGCUGAAAGUCAGUAUGGAAAUGUGAGCAAUCGCAGAUCGGAUGAUUCCUCUGUGAUCUACAGCAGCAUCGGUGUUUCAUGAAGAAUAUGAACUGUCAUUGUUAUGAUCACCAGCUAUCUAGCAUUUGCAGAUUGUUGUAGAACUACACACAUGCCACGUUAACAAACGACAUAUCCCAUCAGGUAUCACACACACACACCAGUUCCAGUUCUCACCACUGCUGAAGCUCAUGAAGACUGAUGACCAGGACUAUAAAUACACUUCACUCACAGACACUUUGCUGAGUCUUGUAAACUAUGAGCAAUUUAAAGUGUUUUCCUUGUUUAGCCCUGCUGUGUUUUGACCCUGUAUUCUGUUUAUUGUUUAUGUUGUUUUGCCGUCCGUCCCGAUAAUUCGCCUGUUAUUUUGACCUCACUUUGGAUUAUCUGCAUGCUCCUGUCUGUCCGUUUUGACUUUUGCCUGCCUGACGAAUCUCUUAAUAUACUGCAUUUGGAUCUUCA